AUGAGCGCCAUUGAACCCCGACCACCGGUCGCUUCGACCUCAGCUCCUCCAGCCACCUCCGCAGGACCCUCCACCACCGUUUCGGGCUCGAAUGCCACCAGCUCGCCCAAAGAGUCCAACGAGGACGACCCGGACAAGCCGAAGCGCACGCAAACCUGCUUCCGCUGCCGUCAAUCGAAAGUCAAGUGCGUGUUUGAGGACAAUGCCUCUUCUUGCCGCCGAUGCCUGCGUCUCGGCGUGAGCUGCGAGCUGCAGGGCAAGAAGGAGCCGCUCAGCUGGCAGAUGCGCGUGCAGCACCAGCUCGCCGCCUUGGAGGGCUCUCUACAGAAUUUCCUGGAGAAGCAGGGGACGCUGUCGCCCAUGGACGCGCGAGAUAAGAGGAGCAGCUUUCCCAGAUCGCGCGAUUCGCCCGGUGGCAGCAGACCCGAUCACGACGGAGGAUCCAAGAAACGUAGACGCACCAUCGCGAGCGAUCAGCGAACGUCGAGCGAUCCUUCGGGUGUAGGGUACGCUGGACACGCGCAUACAGCCGGCGAGAGUCCGAUCUAUGCCGAGUUGAACAGCGGGUCUACCUCGAGCUAUCCGUCCACCACCCACUUUUCGCCGCGCGACAUGGACAGGAACGCACAUCACAGCAGUGGGCUGUUGAGCUCUCUGGUGGCCUCGACAAACGGCGCGUACGGUAGUCCCUCAAGGUCCAGAAUAACCGACAUGGAACCUCCUGGCUCCACGGGCGGACCGUUGGUAGCACACGCCGAUUCCGGCAGCAUCGCCGCAGCGAGUGCGUCUUUGCACGACGACCACGCAAUGGCGGACGACGACGGUGCCCCGGCGAGCGCGGAGCGAGGACCGUUCCAGACGGACGACGAGAACGAUCAAGCUUCACGGCCGCUCUCUGCGAUCCAGAAGCUGAGGAUGAGCGUUCUCGAUCGCAAGAAGGAGCUCUCGCGCUCGGGCGAACGCGUCUUUCCGAACCUCUACAGGAUGGCCACCUCGGACGUGGGCAGCAAGGAUCCACGUCCCAACGUCAUCAAGCAGGACCUUGUCUCGCCGUCAGACGCAGUGGUCCUCUUCCGCUUCUUCGCCGAGUAUCUCGACCAGUACAGCUUCGGCUUCCCGACCUACCGACCGGACGCUAUCAUGUCUCCUAUGAUCCUCACCUCGGUUGUAUGCGUCGCCUCGCUCCACCACGCCCAGCUCAAUCGACUCCACGCACCCCUCAAAAACGAUCUCAUCGCACGCCUGCAGACGGACGACCCGAGCUUCCCCUGCUCCGACGUCUACGAGACGCUCUUCUCCUCCUCCGCUUACCGCUCUUCGCAUCUCCAGUCCAACCUGCAUUUCGAAAAGGAGCUCGAUCCCGAACUCGGUAUCGGCGUCGAAGAAAUUGUGGGAGCGAGCCUGUUUGCCUCAUGGUUCGGCGGCAAGCGCGCGUGGAUGGCCUCUCGACUGGCCCGCUGGUGGUCCGCCAAGUUCCUCCGCCAACAGCAGCACCCGGCCAUGAUGACCAUGGGCGAGAUCAUGUCCAUUCUCCCGCCACCGCGCGAUCUGGGCAAGCAGGAUCUGCUGAGAGUCUGGCUCAGCGCCUACAUCACCGAGAUCCACCAGGCAUGCAUGGAGGGAACACCAUCGAUUGCCGGGCUGAGCAGUCCCCACGCAGUGUGCGACUCGCUGCAGUACUCCAAGGGUCUGUCGCAACGGACGACGCUGCGGGACAGGGUACUGAUCAUUCACUCUCGCAUCGCGUGGAUCGUCAGCAAGGCGUACCAUAUCGCGGGCAGUGGCAGCGCAGAUUGGAGCAAGGAGAAACAGACAAACUCGAAGGCGAGCCCUGCAAGGAACUGUCAAUCGUGCCGCGAUGGCGCGGCAGGUGAAACCAGUGCAGCCGGUGUUGGGCCUGGCACGGAUGCAGCGUCUCGUCUCAGAGCCAUCCUUGGCGCAUUCGAGGAGCUCGACUCAUGCCAAGAAGAGAUGGCGGGCAGGCUGGACGCAGAUGCAAUCGGCGAAUCGGAGAGCAUGCUCUACCUCGACCUCUUCCUCGCGCGUGUGCUCAUAGCGUCCAUCGGAUGCGACUUCCUCGAUUCGACGCUGUGGGAUGGCAGUCUGGGCGAGAGCUCAGCCUACUCUCGCGGCAGCAAUAGGGAUAAGACCCCCGAGGCGGACCUGCAAAGCCUGCGCAGCAGGACGCUGCGCGAGAGCCUCACCCGUGGCGUAGACGGUGCGCUGCGGUCGUUGGAGCUCAUCUGCCUACCUGGAUCGACGGGAGCAGGCGGGUCAGGGCCAGACGGGAGGAUCUGGAACGAGGUCUCGCUCAACAUUCUCGUUCUGCCCCUGUGGUUCCAUUGGGCUCUGACACGCUCCGUGUUGUUCCUCAUGAACGUCCUCGCCGAGUACCCCGAGCGUCUGCUGCCCCGGGACAGGUCACGCAGCGUAGAGCUCAUCAACAUGUUCCUCGACCUGUACGGCAAGCAUAUUGGGCACGCGAACAUGGUCCUCAGCCACGCAUCUGGCCACCAUCGGGGAAUCAACUCAGACGCUGGAGGGUACGGCGGACCCGCAUGGUCGCCUUCGGAGGCUGAUGGCAGAGACCACAGGCACAGUGGCACCGGAGAAAAUGGCGGAGAUGCGACAGCCGGUUGGCGCCCAGCGGGGUCAGGAACGGCGCAGGAGAUUCAGCAUCCGGCCACGCCGCUGUUGGACACGCUGAGCCAGUGUCAGACUUGGGCGAGACACGGUGGUGUCAUGUGA
Molecule: messenger RNA, 2748 nt
Organism: Kalmanozyma brasiliensis GHG001
Lineage: Eukaryota; Fungi; Basidiomycota; Ustilaginomycetes; Ustilaginales
Product: Zn(2)-C6 fungal-type DNA-binding domain protein
Exons: 1
Coding region: 1-2748 (915 amino acids)
Biological process (GO): regulation of DNA-templated transcription
Cellular component (GO): nucleus
Molecular function (GO): DNA-binding transcription factor activity, RNA polymerase II-specific; zinc ion binding; transcription cis-regulatory region binding
Source: RefSeq, a predicted model, not a curated record